This is a messenger RNA of Striga asiatica, 1278 nucleotides long. Lineage: Eukaryota; Viridiplantae; Streptophyta; Magnoliopsida; Lamiales; Orobanchaceae. The record is from the annotation of a GenBank genome assembly.
UUUUUAACUCCACAACCACACUUCCUCUUCACUCUUCUUUUCAAACACACUUUACCAAACAUUCAAGAAUCACUCCAUCACCUUUAUUUCUAAUUGAAUCACAACAUCUUUAACCCGAAGCAUCUUCUCUUUUCUCUUCUCCUUCACAACCACACUCCCUUGACAAUAAUAAUAAUAAUGUCUCAUUCUCCAUCCUCAAAUUCAGUCAGUGGCUUCCUUAACUUCCUCGCUCGAGAGCUCGACGGUCUCGAAAACCUCUUCCUAUCUCAGAACUUCAUGUCGUUCGACUUCCUUUCGAACGUUCUCUCGUCCCUAAGAUCCUUCCACACCAAACUCAUCAUUUUGGCCCAAAAGCUAAAGCUAAGGGUCGGAGAAAAAUGGCUCGACGAGUACAUGGACGAGACCUCCCGCCUUUGGGAGGCCUGCCACGUCAUCAAGUCGGGCGUGUCCAACAUGGAGGCCUACUGCUCGAGCGGCGCCAACUUGGCGACUUUUCUCGACGAUCAUCGUGUCUUAAACUCGCAGCUUUUUAGACAGGUCACACGAGCAAUCAACCGUUGCCAGAGAGAAACCAUCCCCUUACAACACGAGAACAGGCGCAUAGCCGAGACCAAAAUCCAAUCCCUAUCUCUAAAAUUCAAAGACAACUUCUUAUCCGAACUACGGUACAAUAAAUACAACGGCUUCCAAGGCGCGCUUUACGCCCUAAAAAACGCAAACACAUUGCUUCUCGCCAUACUUCUAAGCGGGCUCGUCUACUUCUGGCCCGAGACCAGCUUCUGCCGAGAGAACAACCAAGAAGAGAUCGUAAGCCCGUUUAUUGGCUCCAACUUCGUGGCCUCAAGCGCUAGUCUACACGACAGGAUUGUGACUGUGGUAGCCUGUCUUGGGCUUGAGCCCGGAGUUGUUCUUUUUGAGCUUCGGGCAGCGAAAUUCGCGUUGGAUGAGCUGAAAAUGGCAAUCGAGGGUACGGAUUUCGGGUAUGAGAGCGAAAUUGGUAUCGAUAUAGACGAGAGAGUCGAGAACUUGAGGAGUUGUUUCGGGAUUUUGCAGUGUGGGGCAGAGGGGAUAACGGGGCAGUUGGAUGAUUUCUUUGACGAGAUUGUGGAGGGAAGGAAGAUGCUUUUCGACUUGUGCUCAAAUAGAUAGAGAGAUUUUUGAGGUGAUCAAAGUGAGUUUAGCUUAGGUAGAUGAGAUGUAGGGUUGGGAAAGUUUUGUUUAUGGAUGUUAUUAUUGUUGGUUUUGGGGUUGUGCAUUUUUUUUUUCUUUCUUUUUUUU